Messenger RNA from Melanotaenia boesemani (Boeseman's rainbowfish), 1096 nucleotides. Its product is annotated as 2-iminobutanoate/2-iminopropanoate deaminase-like. The transcript is spliced from 6 exons. Gene Ontology annotation, molecular function: deaminase activity. The coding region runs from base 52 to 462 and encodes 136 amino acids. NCBI's taxonomy places the organism in Eukaryota, Metazoa, Chordata, Actinopteri, Atheriniformes, Melanotaeniidae. The record is from RefSeq and is a predicted model, not a curated record. Gene Ontology annotation, cellular component: cytosol.
CUCUGUUGAACUGCUUGUUUUCACUCGUGGACCUGCGUGCUGUCAGAAAAAAUGGCUGGACUAAUGAGGAGAAUUAUUAGCACAACUAAAGCUCCUGCUGCUAUCGGCCCAUACAGCCAAGCCGUGGUGGUUGAUCGGACCAUGUAUAUAUCAGGACAGCUGGGGAUGGAUCCAGCCAGUGGAAAGCUGGUGGAGGGUGGUGUUCAAGCUCAAACCAGACAGGCUCUUGUGAAUAUGGGUGAAAUCCUUGAAGCUGCUGGAUGCGGUUAUGAGAAUGUUGUCAAAACCACAGUGCUCUUAGCUGACAUGAAUGACUUCAACAAUGUCAAUGAUGUUUACAAGCAGUUUUUCAGUGCUAACUUUCCAGCCAGAGCUGCUUAUCAGGUUGCUGCUCUCCCCAGAGGAGGACUGGUGGAGAUCGAAGCCGUUGCUGUUUUGGGCCCUCUGACUGAUGCUUUUUAACAGUCACAUCUUAAAAAACUGAAACACAAGCACAGAAAAAGAUUAGAUGAUUGUUUUUUUUUGUUUGUUUGUUUUUUUUUUUUUUUUUGCAGAGCAAACAAGAACUAAUAAAAGAUGAUCUUUGUAAUUUCUUGUAGAUAUUAUUCUGAAGGCCAGUAAUUGAUGUGUUGGUGGUAUAAAUUCGUAGCAUCGUCACUAGCAGCAGUCGGGCUCUGAGCACUUUCCCUUCUCAUUAACAUUGAUGAGACGUGUUUGGAGACAACGCUGCAUUUUCAUCUCCUCCUGCUCACGUUUCACUUACAAUAGCUGUUAAAUAUCUAAGCCUGUUUGUUGGCUUGAAUUACACCAUCAGCCGGUACAGCCCCCAGCCAUACCCCCAUCACGUCUUUGUCUUCUUUCAUGAUUCAUUAUCAGAAAUAACUUAAUAAAUACUUUAAACUUUCCUAAAUUGUGAUUUUUUUGUUUUGGCAUUAAACAGUCCUUGCAGAUGAGUUAAGCAAGCACUUUGCAUGUUUAUUAUGGUAUAUAUGUGUUAAUGACCUCUGGGUGAAGCGGCAGGUGGUUUACGGAAGAUUAGAUGACAGAAGCAAAGGGAGUUCGUAAAAGAUAAAGUUGGGAUUAAAAGGUAACAUAA